This is a messenger RNA of Tilletiaria anomala UBC 951, 3636 nucleotides long. Its product is annotated as P-loop containing nucleoside triphosphate hydrolase protein. The transcript has 2 exons. The coding region runs from base 1 to 3636 and encodes 1211 amino acids. Gene Ontology annotation, molecular function: nucleic acid binding; ATP binding. NCBI's taxonomy places the organism in Eukaryota, Fungi, Basidiomycota, Exobasidiomycetes, Georgefischeriales, Tilletiariaceae. The record is from RefSeq and is a predicted model, not a curated record.
AUGCCUGCACUGUACACCAGGGAGGAGCCGUGGCCUGAUCAUUUUGUGCAACUCGAGAGAACGUUCAAGGCUGUCAAUAUCAUCUAUUCAUUCUGUUCAGCCCGGAAGCAUAUGGUGACCUCGUUUGACGUGAUCAAGAGUGGCGUGGAAGCGCAGUUGAGGAGGCCCCUCGAGAUGGUUGACCUCGCACAAAUCAAGUCUUUAUGUCCAGACCUCAUCAACUUUGCAUAUGUCGAUUCGCAGCUUCUACAGGUGCAUUUCGAAGGGGCCAAGGCGGUCGAAGGCGGGGCCAAGCCACUCAAUGGUCUGGAAGGAGAUGGACUCACCUACCGCCAGAGAGCAGAAGCCAAGCGUAUAGCCCUCGACAGUAUUUAUUGUCAGACAGCAAAAGACAUUUCAGUAGCGCCGCUUCUUCCUGUCGACUUCGCCGGGUUCCCUGCAGCAGGCGCUGGCUGGCAAGCAGACAUCGAGCCAAGUGAAGUUGGAGGGUUCAGUGCCCCACUUGUCAGUCUUGCCGAGGUGGAAGCUCGCAAGGAGGUGGAGAGGACACGCGACAAAAUUGAUCGGGGGGAAGGCUACGUCCUACUUUUCGAGUUCAACGACGGGACCACUUCCGGUCCAAAGGCCACAAGCAGGCGUCCAUUCCGAGGACGUGGCCCGCCCUCGCGAGGUUAUAAAGAGCACAGGCUUAGACCAGCUCUCACCUUUCUUCCUAGCACGCAGUCGAUGCAGAAACUCAUCAAGAAGCGCAAUGCGAAGUUUGAGCAAGCAGUCCUGGAGCUCCUCGCCGCCUGCAAGGUCAAGGAAGAGGACCCCGUCAUGCUUUUGGUCGAAGCCGCUCUGCAUCAUGUUCCUGUCGAUCCAGAACUCGACCAAACUCAGAGACUACAACUGGAAGUUGACACGCCACAAAGGAAGCGCUUCAAAUUCCAACACCUCUUGCAAAACCCAGACGACCGAGACAGCAUCGAAGAGAUCAUUGAGCAACUCAAAGCUCGAUCCGACUACAAAGACCAGAUCGUUCCGGGCGGCCGACGUACUUUCCCACAGCGCGAGGCCAAGUUUGGCGAGCUGGACUUUGAGCUGUCGCAAGAGCUAGUGCAUGCGCUUGUGCAAACCAAUGGAAUUGAACGGUUCUACACGCACCAAGCCGAAGCUCUCAACGCGCUGGAUGCCGGAAACAGCGUCAUCGUCUCCACAAGCACUUCUUCCGGCAAGUCACUGAUCUAUCAGAUCCCAACAUUACGGGCCCUCGAGAGCAACCAGGACGCCACAGCCUUCUUCAUCUUUCCGACCAAGGCUCUCGCGCAAGAUCAGCGUCGAUCAUUACAAGAUCUACUGCACGAGUAUUCUGGUCUGGAUGAUAUUCUUGUCGCAACAUACGACGGCGACACGGACCGAGACUUGAGGAAGGACAUCCGCAACAAGGCGAGUGUCAUCUUUACCAAUCCGGAUAUGCUGCAUCAGGCCAUAUUGCCUUCUGAAGAAGUCUGGCGCCGCUUCUUGCGCAACUUGAGAGUCGUUGUGGUUGACGAGCUGCAUACUUACAACGGAGUCUUUGGCGCGCAUGUUAGUUUUAUCAUGAGGCGCCUGCGACGUAUCUGCACAGCUCUGGGGAAUCACAAAGUGCAAUUCAUCAGCUGCUCCGCCACCGUUGCCAAUCCGAAGGAGCAUAUGCAGACUCUCUUUGGUAUCGAGGAUGUCCAUGUCGUUAUUGAUGACGGCUCUCCCACCGGCAAGAAAGAGUGGGUCAUCUGGAAUCCGCCAUACAUCGAUCCAGCAGAUCCUGCUCAAGGACGCGUGGGUGCCUACUCGGAAGUGUCGCGCAUAUUUAUCCAUCUGGUGGAACGAGGCGUAAGGACCAUUGUCUUCACCAAGGUGCGACGUACAUGCGAGAUCGUGAUUCGGCAGGUGCGCAACGAUCUGCUUUUGGAGGAUCGUCAUGAUAUUGUAGACAAGGUCAUGGCAUAUCGCUCGGGGUAUUCACCGCACGACAGACGCAAGAUCGAGCAAGAUAUGUUCAAGGGCCAGCUGCUGGGGAUUGUCGCAACAUCAGCCCUUGAGCUCGGUAUCGACAUUGGCAGUCUCGAUGCUGUGAUUAUGCUCGGUUUCCCGUACUCGAUCUCUAGCCUCCGUCAGCAAGCAGGUCGAGCCGGCCGGCGGCAGAAGGAUAGUCUCAGUGUUCUGAUCGGAGAGCCAUGGCCCACGGACCAGCACUACAUGCGUAACCCGGAGAAUGUCUUUACUGAGCCCGAUGCAGCUUUGUCCGUGGAUCUGGGCAACGACUUCAUUAUGGAGUCACACCUGCAAUGUGCAGCUUCGGAGAUGCCUAUCGACCCUGUGCAGGACGAGCAAUACUUUGGUCCAUCACUCCAAACACUCUGCUCAACACGCUUAGAAUAUGACGGCCAAGGCUUCUACCAUUCUCGGGAGGACGUUGGGACGAAUCCGAGCAAGGAUGUGGCCAUCCGCGGGGCUCGGCAGGUCACCUAUACUUAUAUCGACGAUACGCCGGGGAGAGCGGGCGGCCCAAGGGUUAUGGAAGAGGUCGAGAUUGAUCGAGCCAUCUUUGAAGCUUUCGAGGGGGCAGUCUUCAUGCAUCAGGGUCUCUCCUUCAUCUGCCGCGAAGUGUCGCACGAGAAAUUCAUUGCGCGCAUGUACCAGGCCGACGUCAAUUACCACACACGAGUACGAGAUCACACCGACAUUGACGCUGUGGAAACACACCGCAUCAGAACACUCACCGACACCCCUGUCUUGGCGUACUUUGGCAAGGUCACCAUCUCGAGUCGCAUCUGGGGCUACUUCAAAGUUGAUCGCAGGGCGAACAUUCUCGACUCGGUCGAUGUUGAUUGUCCGCCAUACAUCCGACACACGAAAGGUAUGUGGAUUGACGUACCUGCGUGGCUGGUGAACGCCCUUUCCGAGAAGACCAUCAAUGCAGCCGCUGCCAUCCAUGCCGCCGAGCAUGCUCUGCUCAGCCUGACUCCGAUGUUCGUCAUCACUGCAGCAGGCGAUGUGCAGACCGAGUGCAAGAUCGCUGAGCGAGAGUACGGCAAGAAACCCACAGCACGCCGGAGACCGGCACGUUUGAUUUUCUACGAUAUGCCUGGGCAAAAUGGGGGCGUCUGCAGCAAGGCUUUUGCCCACCUCGACGGCCUUUUACGCAUCGCCACCGCUGUCAUUGAGGCGUGUUCCUGUCUUGACGGCUGCCUCAGUUGCGUGAUCAGUCCUGUCUGCGAGCAUGCCAACACGGUCACCAGCAAGGUCGGCGCUUUGGCUGUUCUGCGUGGUCUUGCAGGCAGGGAGCCCUUCGACCCUGACCUGCCUCAGCAGAAUGAGCCAGGUCACGCGUCUGGUUCACUUGGACCAUCCGCAAGCCUGCAGCACACUGUCAGGGAAGCGUCGCCGGUAAGAGCCGCGCGUGACACGGGCGAAGUGCCAAUCGAAACACUCGACGAGGUUCUGCCUCCUAGCUUGCAAGCUUCGCAGCAGGCCACAGCGAACCGCGCCCCGCCAGGCACAGCUCGUGCGCCACCCGGCGUGUCUCGAACCUUCGAGGAGGGGGAAGACGCGAGGACCCCAGGGCCCGAGGAAAAGACUCAUAAUGCUUAUGCAGUGCAAUUCAAUGUGUAA